AAAAGUCUGAAUUUAAUAAAUCAUUGUGUUGAGAGUGAACAAGAAUUAAGAUCAUCUCAAUUUCUUUUAGCUGCUCUGAUUGAGCGUGCAUUAAAAUCCAAAAUUCUGAUAAAAAAUAAAAUAAUUGGAACAACUGAGGAAGGUACGCUCAGGAGAGAAUUUGACAGCCAUGGUGAGACAGGGGAAAUUUCUGACUUCAAAAACAUGGCAGAGGAAGAUGAGACUGAUAAAAAAGCCCCUAUUCACAGGAGGAAUGUUUCCAGAAAAAGAAAAAGUGAAAAGCAACAUUCAACACCACCUCGAAAAAAGGUGAAGGUAACUUUUGUCUCAAUGAGGACGACCUUGUCAGACCUUGUGAUUUAUACCAAAUCUCAGGAGUUUGUGAGCUUUGAUCAUUCCCCAAGUAAUCAGCAGUGCUAUGAAACUAAUUCAUUUGUAGAGACUCGAGCACAAAGAUUUGUUAGACGUUCAGCUAAAGAGUUUAUUUCACAUACUUCAAGAUUCAUUGCAAGAAUCUACCCCAAAGCAACCAAAACCUCCUCAAAUUAUGAACCUCAUAAGUUCUGGAAUGUGGGGUGUCAAAUGGUGGCCUUAAACUUCCGGACACCGGGAGUAGAAAUGGAUUUGCAAAAUGGAAAAUUCCUAGACAAUGGUGGUUGUGGCUAUGUUCUGAAACCGGAAUUCUUGAGAGAUCGUCUUUCAACAUUUACCCCACAAAAUGUGGGAAGUCAUAGUAAACCAAUGUCUCUUGAGAUAAGGCUCAUCAGUGGUCAUCAGCUUCCACCUGGUCGUCUGUUAAGGACUAGCAGAUCUGUCCAUUUAGUGCAUAUAGAAAUUUAUGGCGUGCCAGAAGAUCAAGCGACAAAAAUAUCUCAUGAGGCAAGAAGCAGUUCUUUGAGCCCUAGGUGGGAUGAAAGUUUCUCUUUUACUAUCCAAGUUCCAGAGCUGGCAUUGAUACGCUUCUCUGUGAGGAGGAGUCAUGUGCAUAAAAAUGCAUUCCUUGGUCAAUACACUUUACCGCUUUUAUGCCUCAGUAAAGGUAAUAUUUUUAUGUUAGCCAAUAUUUUUAU
Molecule: messenger RNA, 1070 nt
Organism: Apaloderma vittatum (bar-tailed trogon)
Lineage: Eukaryota; Metazoa; Chordata; Aves; Trogoniformes; Trogonidae
Product: 1-phosphatidylinositol 4,5-bisphosphate phosphodiesterase zeta-1-like
Exons: 7
Biological process (GO): lipid metabolic process; intracellular signal transduction; positive regulation of cytosolic calcium ion concentration involved in egg activation
Cellular component (GO): nucleus
Molecular function (GO): phosphatidylinositol-4,5-bisphosphate phospholipase C activity
Source: RefSeq, a predicted model, not a curated record